Molecule: messenger RNA, 9455 nt
Organism: Cynocephalus volans (Philippine flying lemur)
Lineage: Eukaryota; Metazoa; Chordata; Mammalia; Dermoptera; Cynocephalidae
Gene: TEAD1
Product: TEA domain transcription factor 1
Exons: 14
Coding region: 453-1763 (436 amino acids)
Biological process (GO): embryonic organ development; hippo signaling; regulation of transcription by RNA polymerase II
Cellular component (GO): transcription regulator complex
Molecular function (GO): DNA-binding transcription factor activity, RNA polymerase II-specific; RNA polymerase II cis-regulatory region sequence-specific DNA binding
Source: RefSeq, a predicted model, not a curated record
GAGCGGGCGCGGACGCGGAGAGCCGCCGCCGCCGCCUCGGGGCCCGGAGUCGGCCCGAUCCCCACGCGCCUCCACGGCUGCCCCCGUCGCUGGGGUCCCCCGAAGCCUGCCCGGGGUGUGCGCCGACUUGUGCUGCCGGCGGGGGUUUCGCUCCUUCUUCCCAAAGAUGAAAGACGGCACAGCCGUCUCUGCCGCUUCUCCAGGACUGUUGCCGCCGCCGCCGCCGCCGCCGCUUCAUUGCACAUUCAAGUGGAAAAUUUUCUGGAGUCAGCAGAAACAUUGUGUCCAAAAAAGACUGAGUCGCAGUAACCACCAAACCCAGGAGGAGACUCUCCCUGGAAAACUUCCCUUCGGUCUAUUUUCUUGAAAAGGCUCCAGGCUUCGGCUUGGAAAAUCCAACCGCCAAAAUUGAGCCCAGCAGCUGGAGCGGCAGCGAGAGCCCUGCCGAAAACAUGGAAAGGAUGAGCGACUCUGCAGAUAAGCCAAUUGACAAUGACGCAGAAGGGGUCUGGAGCCCAGACAUCGAGCAGAGCUUUCAGGAGGCCCUGGCUAUCUAUCCACCGUGUGGGAGGAGGAAAAUCAUCUUGUCAGACGAAGGCAAAAUGUAUGGUAGGAAUGAAUUGAUAGCCAGAUACAUCAAACUCAGGACAGGGAAGACGAGGACCAGAAAACAGGUGUCUAGUCAUAUACAGGUCUUAGCAAGAAAGAAAGUUCGAGAAAUUCAAGCCGCCAUUAAGGUGUCUAGUCACAUUCAGGUUCUUGCCAGAAGGAAAUCUCGUGAUUUUCAUUCCAAGCUAAAGGUAACAAGCAUGGAUCAGACUGCCAAGGACAAGGCCCUGCAGCACAUGGCAGCCAUGUCGUCAGCCCAGAUCGUCUCAGCCACUGCCAUUCACAACAAGCUGGGGCUGCCUGGGAUUCCACGCCCGACCUUCCCGGGGGCACCAGGGUUCUGGCCGGGAAUGAUACAAACAGGGCAGCCAGGAUCCUCACAAGAUGUCAAGCCCUUCGUGCAGCAGGCCUAUCCCAUCCAACCAGCGGUCACAGCCCCCAUUCCAGGGUUUGAGCCUGCAUCAGCCCCAGCUCCCUCAGUCCCUGCCUGGCAAGGCCGCUCCAUUGGCACAACCAAGCUUCGCCUGGUAGAAUUUUCAGCUUUUCUUGAACAGCAGCGAGACCCAGACUCGUACAACAAACACCUCUUCGUGCACAUUGGACAUGCCAACCAUUCUUACAGUGACCCUUUGCUCGAAUCAGUGGACAUUCGUCAGAUUUAUGACAAAUUUCCUGAAAAGAAAGGUGGCUUAAAGGAACUGUUUGGAAAGGGCCCUCAAAAUGCCUUCUUCCUCGUAAAAUUCUGGGCUGAUUUAAACUGCAAUAUUCAAGAUGAUGCCGGGGCUUUUUAUGGUGUAACCAGUCAGUACGAGAGUUCUGAAAAUAUGACAGUCACCUGUUCCACCAAAGUUUGCUCCUUUGGGAAGCAAGUAGUAGAAAAAGUAGAGACGGAGUAUGCAAGGUUUGAGAAUGGCCGAUUUGUAUACCGAAUAAACCGCUCCCCGAUGUGUGAAUAUAUGAUCAACUUCAUCCACAAGCUCAAACAUUUACCAGAGAAAUAUAUGAUGAACAGUGUUUUGGAAAACUUCACAAUUUUAUUGGUGGUAACAAACAGGGAUACACAAGAAACUCUCCUCUGCAUGGCCUGUGUAUUUGAAGUUUCAAAUAGUGAACAUGGAGCACAGCAUCAUAUUUACAGGCUUGUAAAGGACUGAACAUGGUUAUUUAUAUAUAUAGAUAUCUGUAUAUACACACACACAUAUGUGCACACACACUCUCUCCAUUAUUGAAUGACUGACUGUAAACCUCACCACACAGGGUGGUGCCCUGGCCCCGAGGUCACCCCAACUUUUCUAAGUCCUGUUUGAGUGGUCAUUUUUUCAUGUGUUCAUACUAUCAUUGUAGCUGUGAAGUUCUGGUACAGUUGUAAAAAAGAGAAAUCAAGUUGUUUCUAUGUGUUCUUCAGAUCUGCAGCCCACAAUUCCUCGGGAAAGGUGAACCUUAACAACCUAAGUCUCUCUCUGCAGAGAUCUGUUUCUAAUUGUGGUAGAAAAUAUUGAGACAAAGCAUUUGCCAUGGGACACUUACAGCCUUUAUACAAAUGUAUUUAGUUCUCUUUUUUCCAACAUAAAAUUCUUGUUUUAAGAUACAAGUAAAAUUAAUCUUUAAAUAUAAAUGUAAAUUAGUACACAAAACUAAGAAUCUUUAGACUUAUCUUUGUAACUAAUUAGGGUGGAAGUUAUGAAAGAAUGUAAUUCACUAAAUUAUUUUUUAAAUGAAACCUUUCUUUUUGAAACCAAAUGUUAAACUGUAGCCUUAAGAAAUGCUUGGUAGAAAUACCCUAAUGAGACAAAUUUGUACUUUUUUCCUCAAGGUUUAAACUAAUAUCCUAAUCCAUUAAACUCUUGAACAGGUAUCACAAAGGAACUUCACCCCUUAUCCUUAACAUAUAUAGUAUAUUUAAAAAUAUAAAAUUGUAUUGUACUAAUGUGAUGAUUGAUUAUUUAAUGAAAAGAUGGCUUUUUUUGCAAUAAGUAGAUAAAUACUGAAAAAUCUAAACUUAACAAUGUUUAUAGUCUUCUGUGUGCAGUUAUAUUUUAUAUGGAGAACCAAAUUUUUUAUUAAGAUAAAUAAAUAUUUGAACCACUGAAAUUUAAUAACAAAAUUUAAAAAUUGGCAUGAAUACUGCACUGUGCACUGCAAAAUAUAGAGAAUCCUGUGGCUGGGAGAAAAUUUCUCGACCAAACAAGUAAAAGGCUCAUCAGUUUUAGCAUCUCUGUUCCCCCCAAAAUUGUAAGCAUCUUCACCAGCCUGUGGAUAAAUUCUUUAUUUCUGGUGAUCCAAUAUGCAUAAUAGCCUGCUAUAACUAUAGCUCUAUGUGUAUGUAUUUGUAUAGAUGUAUACAUACAUACAUAUAUAGUUAUUCAGCACAUUCGUUGAACAUCUAUUUAAUGUCAUUAGUUUGCUAGGUGCUGAUAUGUAUGUAUUUCUCAAUUCAUGUCUGUAGACUUAAAUGCAUUCUCUUUAAGGACAUUGUUUCCUUGACGUCUGUCAGUAACUCACAGUACUCACUUGUAUGAGUUAGUUUAAGAGGCCCAGCUAUCUCUCUCUGACCUUUUCAAACAGGCUUAUUUCUCUUUCCAGGAGGUUCUCUUUCCCAGAGAGAUUCAACUUUCUAAUCCAAAUAUUCCAAAGUAUUGCCCAGACAGAGUUGGUUUGAUGUAGACACGUAUUUGGGGUUAUUUUCAUAUGUGCUUUACUGGGGAGGGCACAGGGGGAUACCCCUCACCCCCACCUUCCUAAAAGAAAAUGAUGUCUUUAUACCUGUUAGGAAUAUGUAUCACAAUAGAAAGUGAAAUAAGUUUCGUAAGUUGUACAUCAUGUAAAGAUUUUUCCACCAAGCUAGAAAAUGAAAACUUAGUUAUACCACCUCCAGGCAGCUUACCUCCCCCCCCCCAUUCCCUGUCCCACCAUCUAUCUGCUCUGACCUUGCUUGUACAUUGGUCAGCAUCUUGUGGUAAUGAGCAUGAGGGUGUGGCUGGCAAUCAGAAAAACACUGGCCUAAGCCUGACCUCUCCCAGACACAUCACUGGCCACUGGGAAGAUGAGAGAAGGAAGUACAAAGCUGUCCACAUUUGGAAUGCACAUCACUUUGAUAAACCAGCAGGGUAGGGCUGCUCUUUCCUCCAUGAAGAGACUACCGUUUGCACCCUGGUUCCAAGCCAGCCUCUCAUCUGGUUUUCCAUCCAAGCUAACAUUUAAGCAUCUUUCACAGUCAUCACAUUUACAAUGACUUGUGUUUCUCGCAUCUUUCCUCAAGAGAACUCCCAUUCUCUCCAAGGACCAGGACUAUAUGGCUGGGUGCAAAUGGUCUUAUGUGGCUAAAAGCCAGGCCAUCCCAGAAUUUCAGGAGGACAGAUACCUGAUUCGUGUUCCCACCCAGGAAUGGAGCUCUUCUAUGCUGCCAGGAGGGCUCUUGGAAUUUCCUUUUCAAAGCACAAAAAGACCAGGAUCCAGGAUGAGCAGCUAGAGGAUAACUCUGUUGGCUGCAGAGAAAGUCACACCCCAGUCUGCUGACCUUGCAGGGUCAGGCUGGGCCCCUGAUGCUUCACCAGCCACGUCUGCUUCUGCUGAAUACCUUUGUAGUUCUCUGGGUUUACAGGAUUGACCGCGAGGAUUACUUUUUGCUCUUAAAAUAUUUCUAGGAUUUUUAUCAGUUGGUUAGAGCACAGCCUUGUAACACCAAGGUCAAGGGUUAGGAUCCCUAUACUGGCCAGCCUCCAAAAAAAAAAUAAAGAUUUUAAAAGUUUACUUCCUAUCUUGUUCUUCUGAAGUUAAGAUAGGUAUUUCCCUAUCUUAACUGUUGGUCCAGUUACCCAAAACUUUGGGGCCUCUCUAUGUUUCUUCCAAAUUAGACCCUUGGGUGGAAUUUGUGUCAUAACAUCUAAUGCCAGUCUCUCUUUGGUCCUGUAUUCUGUAUGGAAGUCUUCUCUCUUUCUCAUAAAAUCUUUCCAAACCACAAAAGCGCCUUUCCAAAGGCCUGUCCUUACCGUGCUCUUCCGGGUGCUCUAUCUCUUGGUGACCCUCCAAUACCAGGUUUGUUUCAGGGAAGUCUUGUGCUUUCACUGCAGAGUUUGGAGGCCAGUUUUCCGCAGCCUACACAAGGAGGAGCUGAAGAAUUGGGCUCUGGUCUGUUGGCAUUCAUUUCCAUUUUAGUGCGAGACCUAAAAUGAAACCAGGAUUUCUGCAGAACAUGUCCUUGAAUCCCAGAAUGUCCAAGCUAUCCAAGACAAGGGUUUCUCGAUCUCAGCACUAUUGAUGUUUGGAUCAGAUCAUUCUUUGUUGUGUGGAACUAUCAUGUGCAUUACAGGAGGUUUACUAGUAUUCCUGGCCUUUACCAGGUAGUACCAGUAGCACCCCUUCCCCCAGUUUUCACAACCUAAAAUGUCUGUAGACAUUGCCAAAUGUCCCUUGGGGUGCAAAAUGACUCCACUGCUGCCCUAGAUCUUACAGGUCACAGUUACCACAUUUGAGAUUGUUUUCCCUUCCAUUUCACCUGUGAAAGCUUCUCUCCUGGGAGCCUUGUUUCAGGUUAUCAAGAGGCAGGUGGGAAUAUUAAUGAAGUGACAUUGUGUCCAUGUUUCUUCCUGUUUCAAAACUUCUGUUUUGUAACUGUCUCUCUUGCUACAAGUAUUCUUCCACUCAUCCCUGGGGAAGUUGGAACAGCUGAUCACUCUCAUCCCUAUAAUCAACUCACACCUAUUUAAAGAGUGUUUCUGAUUUGAUCUUCAUCCUUUAGUUCACUGGAGUUAAAAAAAAAAAGAAUCCCAGCAAUUUUUAUUAUUUCUCAUAAGCUCAUGGGUCUCAUUAAACCUUUAAUCAUUUCAGUAUAUUUCCUCUGGGCAUCUUCUGCUUUUUGCCUUACAGUCACCGCUGUUUGUAGGAUUUAUUGAAACCUCUGAACAUUUCUUUUUAUCUUUAGGGGUGGAUGAGGGAGGGAUCAGUUCCGGAAGAGGGCUUAUAAAAUUUUCUUUCUUGAGCUAAAACAGAGCACAAGCUCCUCUCCUUCGUUUUGCAGAUGAAAAAGUUGAGGCUCAGAGGGGAGAUCACUCACCAAAGUCACACACCCCACGGGUUAGUGACAAAAUAAGGGUGAGGAUUUUCCCAGGGCUUCUGCCACUUUAAUCCUUGGCCUCUUCUGGUGGAGGCUGUUCUUCAUCGGUGCUGUAUGCUUAAAUGAUCCCUAAGAAUGUGUGGACAGGGUCGUUCAGAAGAAAGGGGGAGCUCAGAAUCCCCCUGUGCUAAAGCACAGUGUCCCCUGCUGCUGCCUCUCACACUGAGUGUCCUGUCUGACCGUAGUGCUCUGAGGCACCCACAACAGAUAGGAAAGCUGAUGAGCCUUUUUCUUUUCCAUGUACUCGGAGGGUAAUUCACCUGCCACAGGCUCUGAGUCCAAUUUCUAUUUGAUAAGCAUCCCAGCAGCAAAGUCCUGCACUCAGACCAGCCCAAAACAGUCCCCAUUCCAAGCACUUGGUGUUAAAAGUCCCCAAGUGACUUUUAAACCCAAGUAUUCAUUAGGUUUCAAUUCUGUGGUGGCGUUAGCAGUUGUUUUUGUACAAACCUAAAUUAUUUAAGUCAUAUGAGAUGACAGUCAAUUUUACAAACCAGGUACAUAUCAUUUGUGUAAUUUUGUAUAUGCUUUGGUACACUACACUAGUCCUAACGAAGGGUAGAACUACUUCUGUUUGUUGGUGUUCACACCUGUGACGUUAGAAGGAUGUGUCUGCAUUGCUUAUUUCUUUAUGUUGAUGUUUCUGUGGCAAAGCCCUGCACAUGUCAUUUCUGAAAAGCCUUAAAUCUUCGAGACGUUGCAUGUAGGGUGUGCAGUGCAAAAGGCUGCCUCGGAACUGUGAGCUCUUUUGUAAGCUGGAAGCAUUUCUCUUACUACUGUUACUUUUUUAGGAAGUUUUCAAUUCAGAGCUGCCAAAGUGUUCCAGUAAGCAGUGCCUUAGUAAUACUGUAGUCGUGCCGCCAGCCUUUUCUUACACCUGUUCUCCAUGUUCAUUUACUAAUUGGCCCAAUAUUUGAAACAGAACAAGCAAAAAUUAUUUCCAUUUUUGUUUUUUAAGCCCAUUUUUUCUCCAGUUCAAUGGGAAACUGACUACUUGGUCUAAAAUCUGAAACUGAACACGAAUCAUCAGUUCUCUGACUGCACUCUCAAAUGUAUAUACCAAAAGGAGAGGUUGCAACUUCGUAGUUUACUAUGAAAAGCAAAUUGUACUUUUAAUGUUGCCUUUUAAAUCCAUGACCAAAUACUUAGCUAUUUGUGAAUCUUCUGCACUCUAGCAUGAAAGUGCCUUUGGUUUGAGAUUCCAGCUUAGAAAAGUGCUGCCAUAAUAACGAUAAUUUGUAGAGAGACCAAAAAUAUUUUGAGAUCACCAUAAUGCCUUUGGUUUACCGGGAUGAGAAACCAACCACAGGCCUCUGUUCACAAGAACACGACAUGGUCCCCGCCUGCUGCGAGUCUGUCUGCCAUUGGGGACCCCCCACCAUCACCACUCGCCCAUCGCACAUUGCAGCAGGAGGGACCCCAGAGACUGUUGUGUGUGUGUGCACUGACGACCAGUGUGUCAUCCCAGCUUGUCACCCAGCCCUGCAUCUGCAUGAGGGAACUUUCCGCACAAACGACAGCAUCUCAGCCGGUGGACAGACGUUACAGCUUCUUCCUUCUCCUCGUGUUGGUGUUCAGUCUCCCUUGAGACUUUCUUUUCCAUUCAGUGACAGUGCGCACUUAUCUGGCUUACACAACGAUACCAUUUUGAAAGUUGGAAGCCUCAAACUGAGAUGACAGUGCAGAACAAAAAUGAGUUAGGGUCAUUAAAAUUGAAGUGUUCUUAGGGCAAAAAUGUUGACUCUGAGUGUUGUGUAUGAAUGUGCUGUGAGAAACUUCCAAAGAGCACCAUUCACAAUUCGGCAUUUUCGAAGAAUGUUCCAGCCCUCGAAGGGGCAACUCUUUAAAGUCUGUGUUGGCAUUUAUCAAAACCUUGUGUAAAUUGGGUAAACUGAUAGAGGUGAGGACGAGGAGUGAAAAGGACAAGAAAGCAAAAACACCAGCCAAAAAGAAGCCAGGAAAAAUUUUUCUUUGCUAAUAUAGACUUAAAAAUAACACUAGACAUCUUUGAAAGCCUCUAAACUCUUAAUACACAUGUUCUGUCUGUCUCUACCUGUGUCUUUAAGAAUAUCUUCUCUGAGCUUGGGGAUUUCAGGAGGGAUUUCUGUCCACUCCAAGUCGUGAGUAUUUUUAGAAAUUUCUGCAUAAAACAAGCCAAAACAAAAACUAUUAAAUGAAAGGAAGAUUACUCAGCAAAGUUAGAGUCAAAUGCCUGGAUUUCCAGCUGCUCCCUGUCAGUACUAUACCGCAACUUGGAAGAAAUUAGUCAAAUGCUUGUUUUCCUGCUUCUCUUUUCAACUGUUACUGUGCUUUGUUUGACAAUAGUUUUCUCUCAUAAACUUGUUGCUAGUAUCAUUAAGAAUGAAGGUUUGUGUUUCAAAUUUAUUGCAUUGCAAAGGAUGGUUUCACUGAAGUCAUGUGCCAUUAAACAAGAUGAAAUAUUUGUAUUUAUUGUCCUGCUCCCUAAGCUGUAACUUGUUUUACUCUGUGAGUCUGCAUUGAGUCACUCGUAGCUACACUACAUCAUGCUAGUAUGUGAAAUGGCAUUUACGUUCCCUCUGGUUCAUCAUUGAAUGGGGUUAGGUUCCACCUCUCUCAGGGUGGCUCUUGCUUUGUCUGCCUCCCAUUAGGAGAUUGCUUCUCCUUCCCUUUUCUCUGAGAGGCUGACAGGAUCCAGGCAUAAAUAUUUGGAAACCAGUCUCUGAUUUUUUCUUUUUUCUUUUUUUUUUUUUUGCAUUAGUCAUUUUCUGUGAUUAGUUUCACUGUGUAAAUUAGAUACUAAUUGUACUUCUCAAAAAAAUACACAUCUCCCUGUUACCUCCUUGAAAGAUUUACUUGUGUAGGCCUUUUAUAAUAGGCUCAUGACUGCAGACAAGGAAAAAAAAAGUAAAAACAAAAACAGUAUGUGCCUGAAAAAUGACAAAAAUUUUUUUGUAACAUUUAAAAAAUAAACCUUAAUAGCCUUUAAUUCUUUAAUAAGCUUAAAUUUUAUGUAAAUUGGUUUUUGCCAUGUGUGUUUGUUCACAUUCUACAUGACUUCAUGGGAUUCUCACAGUCUGUGUCCUUGUGUCACGUGUAUAAAUGGGCUUGUGAAGUUAAGCGUUUCAUCUGGUCGGUGGUUCGUUCCUUUGAUAUUGUACUGCUGCUGGGAGUGGGCUGAGGAACCUGCCUUUGGGUGAUUGGGUUCCUUUUGGGUAGAUUGGAGAAACAGGGAGGGGGUGGGCAAAUUCUCACACGUGUUUUCUUAACCUAUGUGCAGAAACUUUCAAAAAGCAUUUGGUUAAACCUCUUGGCAGUACAGUAUUCUUGUAUUUGUUAAUGUCUGUGUUUAGGUACUGGUACCUUUUUGUUUUAAAAUGUUCUAAGUGUUGGCUUUAAAGUGAAUUUAUCUUUAGUAUGAUAGUUAUAUGAAAAUUAUAGGGUUUGUGUGCAGAGAAUUUUUUUAUAAAGUGCUUUGUAAAAAAAAAAAAAAUGUAUUCUAGCUUUCGCGGUACAUAUGUGUGAUAACUUUAAUAUCCAUGACAGUUAAGUGCAAUUAUUUCAUCACUCUAAAAAUGCUAUUUUUGUGUCAGUUCCUGCAGGUGUUUUCAUGUCUUUGCAAAGUGACACAUUUUGAUGCCUUCUUGAUAAAGUGGUAGACAUUUUGUAGCUUUCUAGAAACUUUGUAUUCAUACGGUAUCAAUGAAAAAUAAAGAAAAUGAAAGUGUGGGUCACCUUUCUUAUCUGCAAAAGUGUA